Messenger RNA from Prosopis cineraria, 772 nucleotides. RefSeq lists its product as uncharacterized. NCBI's taxonomy places the organism in Eukaryota, Viridiplantae, Streptophyta, Magnoliopsida, Fabales, Fabaceae. The record is from RefSeq and is a predicted model, not a curated record. The transcript has 2 exons. The coding region runs from base 148 to 582 and encodes 144 amino acids.
UGGAACCGCCCACUAAUUUCCGCUCAGGAAAUGAAUCAAAAUUCCCAAAUCCGAAGACAGAGGCACUAGGGUUAGGGUUUUACUUUGAAGCCUUCGAUCGAUCAAUCGAUUUCAUCCUCAGUCUCUAGAAUCUUGUUGCUUGAAACCAUGGCAACGCCUGCUACAGCAAAGAGAAAGCCAGUGUUCAUCAAGGUGGACCAGCUAAAACCCGGCACAAAUGGCCACACGUUGACCGUGAAGGUAAUCAGCUCUAAUCCAGUGAAGACUGUCAACAACAAAGGUAGUCGAUCGUCAAUAGUCCUUGGUCGGCCCGUUCGUCCCACUCUCAUCGCUGAGUGUCUUGUAGGUGAUGAGACUGGCACCAUCAUUUUCACAGCUCGUAACGAACAGGUGGAUAUUAUGAAGCCAGGCUCCACCUUGAUUUUGCGAAACGCAAAGAUUGACAUGUUCAAGGGAUCUAUGAGGCUUGCGGUUGAUAAAUGGGGGCGUGUUGAAGUAACUGAGCCUGCAAAAUUUGAGGUUAAAGAGGAUAACAAUCUGUCUUUGGUUGAAUAUGAAUUAGUGAAUGUUGUUGAGGAGUGACUUUAGGGUCUGGAAGCGAAUGCUUUGUAGUAAGGAGAGUUUCUAUCUUUUUUACGUGACAUUGAACAAUUAACUGCAGCCUGCUGUGCAGAGCAGUAUUCAUGUGGUACAGCCUUGAUUGAUUUAGUCUAAAAAGUUGCUGUACUAAAAUCAAAAUUUUUAUCGAAGGGUGCAAAUACAGUUUUGAUUA